UUAAUUGUUAAAGUUUGGAAAGUUCAAAUGCAUCUCAAUAAAAGAAAAAGUGUAAUAUUAUUUCUUGCAAGUGUUUACUUUUUCCUAAUCGAAGCACAGGAGCCCACUUUGAAGGAAAUAACAGAAAGAGAAUGUAGUUCAGACAAACCAUUCAAGUGUCUGCCUUAUGGAGUCUGCUACAACGCUGACCAGUUCUGCCAUGCUGGAACUGUCGAGUCGUGUUUCCCUAAGAACGUCACCACUGACCAGCUGGAGAACUGGUGCAAGACCACUGGUCAGUUCAGACCCGAGUUGAUGAGAGACCCCAAGCUCUGUGCUCUCUCUUGCCAGGCACGGUUCCCCUCACUCAAUCUCUCCAACGGUCAUGCAGGAAAAUACUGGCGUGAUGUAAGCAUCGGAGUAAGUGUUCCUCUAGGGAUUGCAGUCGUCUUUAUUUUUGGUUUAGGCUGCUUUCUAAUACGGAGAUCAUGUUGUAAGGAGAAAUCAAACGAUAAUUUAGCACCAGGUGAAAACCAUAAAGCAAAUCCACCAGACGGAAAUACAACUGAAAUGAUACAGCUUCGCCCGGGCCAUACUGACGAUACAAGCAUAACACAUAAAGGCAUCUUAAAUCACCAAACACCACCCAAUGGUCAGUGUGAUGACGCAAGGUUGCGUCGAGCUCAGUCAGGCACCACCAAUGGUCAGACAGCACCCAAUGGCCAGGAUGCAUUAGCUGGCCAGGCACCACCAAUGUUCAGACAGCACCCAAUGGUCAGACAGCACCCAAUGGCCAGGAUGCAUUAG
Messenger RNA from Physella acuta, 786 nucleotides. RefSeq lists its product as uncharacterized. The record is from RefSeq and is a predicted model, not a curated record. Lineage: Eukaryota; Metazoa; Mollusca; Gastropoda; Physidae.